Cannabis sativa is the source of this 534-nucleotide messenger RNA. RefSeq lists its product as uncharacterized. The record is from RefSeq and is a predicted model, not a curated record. Gene Ontology annotation, molecular function: nucleic acid binding. Bases 1 to 534 code for a protein of 177 amino acids. NCBI's taxonomy places the organism in Eukaryota, Viridiplantae, Streptophyta, Magnoliopsida, Rosales, Cannabaceae. The transcript has a single exon.
AUGAUUUUGGAGAAAACAGUGCAUAGAUCAAGAAAAGACUGGUCACGAAAGUUAGAUGAUGCACUAUGGGCGUAUAGAACAGCAUUUCAAACACCGAUUGGGAUGUCACCAUAUCAAUUGGUGUUUGGAAAAGCUUGUCAUCUGCCGGUGGAAUUAGAACAUAAGGCCAUUUGGGCUAUGAAGACCCUCAACAUGGACUUGAAAGCUACAGGAGAGAAAAGAUUGCUACAGUUGAAUGAACUGGAGGAGUUUAGAAAUGAGGCUUACGAGAAUGCGAAGAUCUAUAAGGAACGAACAAAGAAGUGCGAUGACCAAAGCUUAGUCAGGAAGGAGUUUCAACGUGGGAAGCAAGUUUUACUUUUCAAUUCAAGGUUGAAAUUGUUUCCUGGUAAGUUAAAGUCAAGGUGGUCAGGACCAUUUACAGUGGUCAAGGCGUUUCCCUAUGGAGGUGUAGAACUGAAAGGUGAAAGCCUUCAGACUUUUAAAGUCAACGGGCAGCGAUUAAAGCUUUACUUGGGAGGUCAAUUUGACUAA